AGUGUCUUGCCAUUGCUUCAACAUGGCUGCCGUAUUUAAAUCUCACGGCCCUCAAGUCAGCAUUGAAAUAGACGAAUAUGAGCAAUUUCCUACAAAAGAACACAAGACGCCACCAAGAUUCAAACGUGUCCACGUGGUUCUGCUGGCCUUUGGAAUUCUGUGUGUUCUUCAAGCGGUCCUUAACAUCACUCUGAGACUGGCUCACGGCAAAGCAGUUGAAAAAGGUGAUGUUGGUGGCACUGUUGGACUUGUAGUACUACCGGCUGCCAAUAGGGAACGCUCCAAGACCACAUUUGACUGCUCAGAAGUUUCAGGCUCCGCUGGUGAUACAGGAGACAUCUGUGGAGGUGAGACAGGAGACAUCUCUAUCUGUCCACAGGGGUGGCUCCUGUUCGGCUCCAGUUGUUACUUCGUUUCCUCACAGAGGAGGAGUUGGGACAGCAGCCGACAAGACUGUCUGCAGAGAAACGCUGAUCUGGUCAUCAUCAACAGCAGACAGGAACAGGCAUUUCUCACAGGGUUCACCAAGGCAGCCUGGAUCGGAAUGUCAGACAGGUUUCAGGAGGGAAACUGGAUCUGGGUGGACGGAACACCGGUCAACAAAAACAAGCUGGAAUGGUCCCCCGGGCAGCCUGAUGAAGCAUUUGGAGGCGAAGACUGUGGUGAUCUUCGUACGAUGAUCGACUUCAUUGGUUUGAAUGAUUUUAACUGCAAUGCCAGAUCCCAGUGGAUUUGUGAGAAAGAACUCUUGUUAUGAAAUUGUUCCUCUCUUUUAUCUACUUCAAUAAAAUUAUAUUUGUUAUCA
Molecule: messenger RNA, 805 nt
Organism: Nerophis lumbriciformis (worm pipefish)
Lineage: Eukaryota; Metazoa; Chordata; Actinopteri; Syngnathiformes; Syngnathidae
Product: CD209 antigen-like protein C
Source: RefSeq, a predicted model, not a curated record